Messenger RNA from Microthlaspi erraticum, 1989 nucleotides. The record is from the annotation of a GenBank genome assembly. Lineage: Eukaryota; Viridiplantae; Streptophyta; Magnoliopsida; Brassicales; Brassicaceae.
AUGAUCUUCUGCCAGGCAAAUUCCAAAAGCUGCAAGGCACUAAUGUCUAUCCUCAAGAAGUACGAAGAAGCAUCUGGACAAAAGAUUAAUCGUCAGAAAUCAUCCAUCACUUUCUCAGCCAAGACGAGCAAUAAUGUGAAACAACAAGUCAAAAAUGCACUCGGGAUACAACAAGAAGGUGGGAAUGGGAAGUACCUAGGACUGCCGGAGCAUUUUGGCAGAAGUAAAAAGGAUCUCUUUAGCCGCAUAGUCGACAGAAUCAAGCAGCGAGUGCAGAGUUGGUCCACCAAGCGUCUCUCAUCUGCGGGAAAAUUGACAAUGCUCAAAUCGGUUUUAGCAGCAAUGCCAACGUACACCAUGACCUGUUUCAAACUGCCAGUUUCACUGACAAAACGAAUCCAGUCAGCCCUUACCAGAUUUUGGUGGGACGGAAGUGAUGAUAAGAGAAAAACCAGUUGGAUCGCAUGGACAAAACUCAUAAAAUCAAGAAGAGAAGGAGGAUUGGGGUUCAGGGACUUACAGUGUUUCAAUGAUGCUCUAUUGGCAAAAGUGAGCUGGCGAAUACUCACACAACCGGACUGCCUCCUGGCGCGAGUCUUUCUCAGAAAAUACUGCCACGAUACACCAUUCUUGGAGGGGGGAAUCUCGGCAACGGCAUUACAUGGCUUGAGAGGAAUUUGCAUAGGCAGAGACCUCCUCAGGCCAUAUGUAGGGAAAGCAAUAGGAGACGGGAAAUCCACAAGACUGUGGGAUGACCCUUGGCUCUCAUUAGAACAACAGGAACGACUCCUAGGGCCACCUACGGAAGCAACAAAAGAUAUGUUAGUGGUAGAACUAAUCUCACCAGUCACAAAAACGUGGGACACGAACAAGUUGAGAGACAUCGUCCCGGCAGCAGAGGCAACAAUCAUGGAACUAAAACCAAGCAAAUUGGGAGCGAGAGACACCUACAUCUGGCUGCCAACAGCCACAAGAGAAUACACAGCAAAAUUCGGCUACUACGAACGCCUGAACCAAAACCCGGAGGAACAGUAUGAAGAUCAAGUGGAACAAGAAGAGAGAUAUAACUGGUUAAAUAAUAUAUGGAACAUACAUAGCUCACCAAAAAUGAAGAUGUUCCUAUGGAAAGCGAUGAAUGGGGCAUUACCGGUGGGAGAAAACCUGAAGGCCAGGAAUAUCAACACAACAGUCCGGUGCCCACACUGCGGAGAGGAGGAAACGACGUCACACCUCCUAUUCCACUGCAACUUUGCAGCUCAAAUCUGGAGAAGAAUACCCUGCAAAAGCCAAAUUGAACCUAUGAGUAUUGGAGAUAUACGGACAGGAAUUGAAUUGUCGCCAAGCAUUAUUUGCUUACCGCCCACAGGAAUCGGAGAAGGGCCCAUCUUCCCCUGGAUAGCGUGGAGGAUUUGGAUCGCCAGAAAUCUACUCAUCUUUGAGAGGAAGAGUCAGACCGUAGAGGAGGUAGUGACUCAGGCGGUGACUUAUGCGAGAGAAUGGCAAAUGGCACAACAAACGAAGAGAAAAGCAGCGUCUCCGGCGUAUACACAAUACCGCAGAAUCGGACAGAUCCCUGGACGGGAAUGGAUGACAUGCAAAUCCGAUGCGGCCUGGAGAGAAGACACGAAAUCAGCGGGCUUUGGCUGGGUCAUCUCCAGAGGAAACAGCAGCAACAAAGAAGAGAUCCUACACCAAGGAUCGGACACACAACGAUUCGUCAGAUCACCACUCUCUGCCGAGGGCUUGGCGGCGCUCACACGAGCAAGGGAUCUCGGAAUCAAACACCUCGUCGUCGCCUCAGAUUCGCAGCAGCUAAUCAAGGCUAUUAAGAAGGAGUUCUCCACAAAGGAACUCCAUGGGAUUCUCCACGAAAUCCUGAAGCUAUCACUGGAUUUUGAGAAGAUCGAUUUUGUUUUCAUUUCACGGGAAAAGAACAGACAAGCCGAUGCUUUGGCAAAACAGGCUCUGAUUGUAAUUGAACCGGUUUAA